Molecule: messenger RNA, 8649 nt
Organism: Tyto alba (common barn owl)
Lineage: Eukaryota; Metazoa; Chordata; Aves; Strigiformes; Tytonidae
Gene: TNFRSF4
Product: TNF receptor superfamily member 4
Exons: 7
Coding region: 5860-6591 (243 amino acids)
Biological process (GO): inflammatory response
Molecular function (GO): protein binding; tumor necrosis factor receptor activity
Source: RefSeq, a predicted model, not a curated record
UUCAUGCUUUGGAAAUGUUGCUGGUUUUAGGCUUGUCAGUGACUGGGAAAAAUUGAAACUUCAGUAGACAAAUUAAAAUAUGAUUUUGAAAGAACUGUGAGAGGGAUAAAUUCAAUUGGUAAUCUCUUGUUAAAAUGAGUUUAGAACACCUGCCACAUCAGUCAGCCCCCACUCCCACCCCCGUACCAGUGUCCCACAUGUACUUGAUUGCAUGGUAGUGAGAUUUUUAAUAUGGCUAGAAUUUGGAGAUGUUCAAAACAAAAUCCCAUGUCUAAAAGGGUGGUACUCAGCACAAGGCAUAGGUAUGGCUGUUUUAGAUUCAUUGACAAAAGGUCUAGGUUUUGCUUUGCUGUUGUUUUAACUAAGGGUUCAUAAAUAUGCAAUGACCUGCACUUUGAACUGACACAAAAUUAUACAUGUAAACGUACAGUUUUUCAAUGUGGUUGUUCACAAUCUAGGUAAGACAAAAGUUUUAGCAAUAUUAGUUUAUAAUUGUAUAAGUGUCUUGACUGCAUUUUUGUAUUAUACUCUAGUUGUUUGCACAAUUGAAUUAUUUAGAUAUAAGUGGACAAGUUCUGUCUUGUCAUACCUGGUGCUCAGAAAGCAAGCACUGGUUUGCAGAGGGAUUCUUGAGCAGCUGAAAUAUGGUGAUGGAAUUUGGAACUUUACCUUGCAAUAGAGGCAAAGAUUAUGCAUAUGCAGUCUUAGUUUAAUCUUUUGAUAAUGUGAGUGUGGAAUUGCUUGAAAAAUACAAGGUAACACAGUAUUUAGCUAGCAACUGUAAAAAUGUUAAAGUAUGUGCUGUUGUUGCAAUAUUUGACACAUACCUGAUGAAUCUGAAAUUUGAGGACCAACUAUGAAAAAUUCACUUUUACCAUAUGCGUGGAGUUCUGCACCUUAUUGUGUUUUGUUUUUUCUCUGCCAUAAAUCAGGAUUGCAUGAUAACUAACAGCUGUAAGGAUAAAGUGGACUGCAUGGUGAGAUUUGGAGGUACUGGAGAUUAUUCCUGUCUUGGAAUAUUAGAAGUUCAGACUAUUGGGAUUUGUCCAUAGACUUAUUUAUUUUAGAAAAUUCUUUAAGUAUUUUAUAUGCACUCAGUCUUUCUCAGAUUCUUGUAGGUCCUUUCCCAUAGGUGAACCCUUACUUACUUCCUUUUAAUCCCUAAAUAAUCAAGUGACUUUUUCUUUAAAGCCUUUCACUAAGCACUAGUUAUGAGUUUCGCGUUCAGGAGGUUUUCAUGUACACGUUAGGAAGACUGUUAGUAGGACUUUGUAUCUGAGUGCUACUAUUUAAUGGAUGUGUUUCAUCUUUCCAGAAUUCAAAAGCUUGUAUGGAAUAUCAGGUAUAAGCAUCUAUGGUCAAAAAUGAUAAAAGUAUAUUAAAUCAAAUCAGAGCAGGUCCUUAUUUCUGACCCAUAGCAUGGUUCAACUCACCACUCUGAAGCUCUCUUCUCCUACUUCAACCAGAGUAGCUGCAUCUGUGCUGUUUUUUUGGAAGCAGCCUGUGGUACAUAUGAUCCCUAUGGCAAUGCCAAGCAGCAUUUGGGAGAGGUUAAUUUGCAUUGGUGAAAAUCCAGCGAAGGAGUGUGCUAGAUGUGGAAUGCUAUGGGAUAACCUCUGUGCUCUCUCCUGGUUUUAUUUACUUGCAUAAUAUGGCCACGUAAAGGAAUGUGGCAAUACCAAGCCUGGCAGCGUUUAAGGAUGCCAUGCAUGAAAGUUAAAGUCUCAAUGUAGUACAUGGCUAAUUGCUUUUAUUAAAUGAGCAUUUAGUUUGUAUUAAAGUAUCUUUAACAAGAAUAUCAGUGCUUCAUCAUCACUGUCCUAUUAUUUUGAAGUUUUCAGUUUAAAUGUAUAAAGCAGAAUUUUAACUUUACCUUUUUUGUGGACAUCAUAGGAGUCCACAUUUCCAGUUUCUUACUGAAUAAUAAUUGACUUAUUUGAUAGGUAAAGUCUGCUACUGUUUGUGAAAGAGAAUUGGGGGGAAAAAACAUCUGGUUAAAUAUGGCUGAGGGAACGACUGAGUCAUGAGGCAUAAAGCCGCUUAAAUGGCAUUGAGUGUGACACUACAGUGGGAAGAGCUUUGGAUAUUUCCUGCAUGCAGGUACUGAGUGUGAAGGUAGUUGAAGUUAGCUGGUAUGGUUUAGUUGCUCUGUCAGAUUUACACCCUUUUGGAAAGAAUGGCUUUAAUGUAUAUCUUCUUUUUCCAUAGUGGUUGUUUUCCAAAAUGCUUGGAAAGUAGGAGAAGAAGAAAAAUAGUGUUUUGCCUCGCUUUUGUCUCUCUUACAGAGAAACAGUCUUACAGAAAAUUAAGAAAGAACUGAAAAGCAGCAGUUCUGGGUAAAACAUGCCACAAUAUUGCUGUUCAGUCCUCCCAAAUACUGCAGGCUAAUUGGGAUUUGAAAUGUAUUUCUGUUCCAGUCAAAUCUCCUUUGUGUUUAGAUGUAAAUUGACUGUAGAUCUGCUUUGUCUGGGAAGUCUGGCUAUGUUUUUUAACUAAAUUAAAUAAAACAUCUUUGAUUACUGUAGGAUGUCUCGUUUACUCGGGCCUUUGCAUAAGAGACUUGAGCAACUCUUAGAACUGGAAGACCUAACAUUUAGAUCCUAGAUCAAUAAGAUCAAAUUAGUAACAUUCAAAUAGUGAUACUGGAAAGUUAAACCUCACUAAUUCCUAGUGUGAUCGCUUUUUUUUUUUCCUCUGCUCUACAUGCUUGUGUUAGGUGGGGGCAGGACUGUGAUGCCAGCAUGUGAUUCAGCCUCCCCCACUGCCAUCCUGUUGUUGCUGGCUUGCACAGCUGGAUGGAGAAGCUUUCUGGGGGGCUUAGAUUCCAGAGCUAACAUGCUUCUGUGGAAUAAAAUAGGCACCAAAAGUAGCUGGUGCGUGAAUAUUGCAUCCUUUACUUUCAUAGAUCACACCUCUGCUGGAAGCUUCUAUUUCCAUGGGAGCAAAUGGUGGGGGUAACACAGAGUCUCUGUUUUGGAGUCAGGAAUUUACUUUUCUUUGGUGGCAGCGCAGGGGGUCUGAGAUUAAGAGUUGAAAUGGAGUCUACAAACACUUUGCAUUUGUAGCUUUUGCUAGCACCUGAGGGCAAUAUCAAGAUGACUGAUGAUUUAUGAUUCCGCACUCUCCCUGAGAAGAGAAAUGUAUUAACAAUGUUGUCUCAUAUGCAGCAAUAAAAGUCACGGGUCUGCCGUUACCGAGAAACUGGGAGAGAAUCUGUCUGCUCUUUGCCUUUUAAGGAACAAGCCUAUGUGGUCUGUGUUUCAUUUUACUAUGGCUUUCAUCUGUAAAGCUUUUCAGGCAUUACCUCUGUUGCUUUAAUACUCCUCUUUACAGUAACAAGGAUCAUCUGAUCUAGUUCUCCUGGCAUUCAUGGCCUGUUCUUUAAUACUAGGUAGAGAGUUACUAUUAGCCAUUGCUUGAGAUUACAAUGCAAAGAACAUCAAUAUCCUUUUGGUGAAAAAUGCUGCAAUGACUGUGCCCCUGGUAAGUAGUUUUCACUGGAUGUUGGUUUUACUUGAUGUAAUAUCUGUCCAUUUAUAACCCGCAGGUGGUAGAAAACAGCUUGAUGGAAAUACCAUUGAAAUGUAGGAAGCAUAACAUGGAGUGUUUGAGGAGACUUUCAUAUCAGUCUAGACUGACAAAGAUUAUUUCUGUAACGUACUAAAUUUAGGAAUCUUCAUCUUUAAAAGAACUACAUAUGCUUUAACUUCUUUUGUGUGGCUCAGCUUCCGUAAUCUAUCAGUCUGGUGCAUUUUCAUUCUGGGAGUAUUAGCUGAGCAAAGAUGGUAGCGUUUAUGUUACUGUUCUUUACCUAUCCCAUAAAGAAGCUCAGAAACUGCAUAAUCAUGGAGAAUUUUAGGUAAUUAAUUCUGUUGCUAAAGAUGUUUUUUAAGCUUUCUUUUAUAGCAAGGUUUAUACUAGUUAAGACUUGGUGGUUUUUUUAAGGAAAAAGAUAAGUUUGAUCCAUAAACAAGAGAUUAGCAAAAUGUAACUUGACACGAAAUGUAUUUAUUUCCUCCUUUCUUACUGCAGAAACUGAAUGAGUCUGAAUUCUGGGGUUUGCACGCAUAUGUGUGGUUUUUUCCACAGUCUGAAUAUCUCUGAAGGCAGUGCAUUGUUGAGAAGCACAAAUGAAAAAUAUUAAACCUCAAAUACUUUAAUAGUUGGGAUUUCAUUAUAGAAAUCACUUAGUGAUGAAGAGUGAUACCAAUUAACAGGAAUAUUGCUGUUCAGGGGGAUUGCCCCUUAACAAAAGGGAUGAUUUUUCAUCAAUACUGACUACUAAAGGAAGGGUACAUGUAGUACAUCUAGAGGGAGAGUAGGUCAUGUUUGUAAAUGCAUUUGCAACUUAGUCUUGCAUAUGGUUUUAUGUGCAUCUUUCAGAAUAGUUACUUUCUCUUUUCAAAAUUAAGUCUGCUACACAAAAUGGAUAUGGCACGAACAUAUGCAGUAGUAUUCUCAUCAAAGAUGCUAAUGGGAAUAAAUUCAACCUUUAAGACUUGAGGCAGUUUAUUAUUGGAUUAUUCUCAAAACUAUUUAAAUCUGUGUGUUUGUGAACUCAAAGAAAGGCAUACUUGUAUGCAGAUAAAGCUAAUCCUUUAAAGUUUUUUGUUCCUCCUUAAGCUGAAAGAACUUUCACCAGGUUUUUGGCGUUGUCAGCACACCUGAAGCUGUUGGGGAAAUGUUUCUUUAUAGUCUCUUCCUGGUUGUGUAGGUACUAAAAAUGUAGAAGUGUAUUGCAUAUGUUGUGGUCACUAAAAAUCUGUAUUUUGUCACUGAUAGCACUCAAUAAAAUGCAGAGAAAAUUAGAGUGAGCAAGAGACUUGGUGCUCAUUGUUCACCUGCGGAAUGGGAAAAUGGAGAACCAAAAUGAAAGAAACAGCCUGUGAGGAUAAGGACAUAUUUAAGCUCAACUGUAAAAACCCUGGUCAUUAAAGCUGUCUAGUUCCCGCAGCCUGUGCUGUGUGGAGGGAAGCUAGUGAGAGAGAAGUAAUAUGUCUGACUCUUUUUCCAAAAUCCACUGUUAACUUGCUGUUUCAGUGUGGGCAAGUUGCUUUGCUCACAAACCUUGUCAUCCCAGCGCAUCAAUAUGAACUUCUGUGUGAGUACUGUGUGUUGCACAGGUUGGAGUUGGUGCGUGCAAGCAUUCAGAGCUUGGUUUUAAACCCAAUGUGUGAUACACGCGUACUGUUUGGAAUAGUAACAAACGCCUGCCUUGCACCUUGCACACUCUCACUGUUUAUGAAGUGGAGCUAGUAACAUCUUUGUUGUUGGGUGCCAAUACAGAUACAUAUCAACACACAACCAUGUUCUCUCAUGCCUAAUGGGCUUUCAGAAUGCAAACAAAUGUUUAUUCUUGACUGCUUCACUAAUGAAUCUUCUGCAAACCCAGGCGGUCCAUUGCCGUCUUUUGUACCUGUUUGGGAUUACUUGGGGUUGAAUUGUGUGAUUUAUCUCAUAGGGGGAGACAGGAUCUGUCAUAAAACCAUUGUAUUAUACUGGAGAUCAGACCUAUUGCUAUGCUAAAAACCUGCUUUUUUCCUAAUUGACAUUGGCUGCAAACUGUGAUGUCUAAACCAUAUGAAAAGAUGGUCUGGAGAAGUAAUAUUUGGAAUCCACUGGGAGAAUCAUUUGGGGCAUUGCCUCAGCUCUCAGCAAGUCAUCAGGCCCCUGCUAGCCCAUUUUUAGCUGCUUAAUUUCUAGCGAUGCGAUGUGUCAAAACUUUUAGGGAUUCUCACGUGUCUAAAUCUGCCAAAUGUUUUAAGCCAGAGUUGUAAAUGGAACUGUUACUUUCUCGACAUUCUUUCAUUCUAAUGCAUGAAAAUGAGGGUUUCCUUCUGAUAAGUCAGUUCCUCCUACAUGGUCUUUGUUUUAGGUGAAAGAAUGAGAAGCCGCUGCACUGCAAAAGCAGACACAGUCUGUGCUCCCUGUCAAGAUGAAUACUUCAGUAGUGAGCACAACCACAGCUUCUGCAAGAGUUGUACAAUCUGCAACAAUAGAAAGGGGAGCAUGGAGGUGAAGAAGUGUGAGAAGACCUCUGACAGAAUUUGCAUGUGUAUUGCAGGUUACAUGCCAGAUGCCAGAUACACUCUGGGAAGCGUAUGUUUACCAUGUCCUGAAGGGUCUUACUCCAUUGGGAGAAAUGAAAACUGUCAGCCUUGGACCAACUGCAGCAUUCUUGGGAAAAAUACUCUUCGACCAGGGACGAAAACACAUGAUGCUAUUUGCAGCAACCAUGUCACACAGUCAACUACCUCUCAGAGUGCAUCACCUACUUUGAAUCUUUCCACCACUGACCAAAUGAAUAAUACUACGACUGCAAUGUUCUCACCAUCCAGACCCAGUGUGAUUCCUUUCAUUUGCCCGGAUGUAAACAGCCCCACAGAGACUAACUGGGGGUCUUUAUCACUUAUCCUUAUUUGUCUGAUACUGCUUAUGGUGAGUGGAAUGUCCAUCCUCCUGUUGAUUAUCCAAGCAGCCAAAAAAGAGACCAAGAAGAGGCCUUGUGGAGACAACUGUCAGGAAAGGAGAUUUCGAAUGCCUAUCCAGGAAGAACAAAUUGACUCCAAUUCUAGUCUCAUCAAAAACUGAGUCCACAUUACGUUACUGUUUCCUGCAUUUCUGAGCCAAGCGAUUGUAACAAGGAAUGUGACAGAGCGUUCUGUGGCUGUAUGUGUGGGUGUGUGUAACUGUUUAAUUGCACUUUGGUUCCUCUGGGUCUUGUUGAGCAGCCCCUUUGGCAUUAGGACCCAUGGGAGUAGCUGUUCUUGGUGGAAUUGUGUGAUUCUUUCUCUUAGGCAGAUCCUGUGCACAGAAUCCCUGUUGCCAGGACUGAGCUGAUAUAGUCCUCUGCAUUUCUAGCCAGUUCUGUAUGUAGUGAUAGGCAGUUGUCUUUGGACUGAAGAAAGUGUUUAUGAAGCUGUAAGAGCUGAUCAUUGAGCAGACAGAAGGACAGGGAAAUGAAAAGACCUGCUUUUUGACUGAGUUUAUAUCUCGUCUUACAUUCUGAGAUGCUCAGCAGAGCAUGUCUCUUUUUUUUCUCAGUGUGUGUAACCAGUAUUUCAGUUUAGUUCCCAAAUGAACUCUCUUUAGAUGGAGAAUCUCCCCAGAUGAACCUAGCCAACUUCCUUUGUGUUUCCAUUUUUUCAAGAUAUUUCUUGGUCAGGUGGAGUGGCAUAUGUCAGCUGUGCCUCCAGAGACAGUUAUUGCUAGUGUCUCAUGCUGGCCAUGCUCCAGAAUAGCACCGAAUUUCUGGUGCUAGCUGUUAAAUGACUGUUGAGAGAUGGCUAUUCAAUGCCACUUCUCUCUUUUCUGCAUUUCUUCAAGCGUACCCAUUGAGGAAAUGUCAUGUUAACAUAUUGAGCAGUAUCCUCAUUGUUAGGCCAACAAAUGGAAUGAUCAUUAGGUAGCUCCAGAUCUCUAGGUGUUUGGAAAUUCCAUGGGGAUAUUCAUGUGUGUGGAAAGUAGAAUACGUGGAUUGCCAGAAUGUAAAAGAAAUGGUAAUUUCUGACUGGAACACGAUUAUUGGAAACUGUAGUUCAAAAUAUGGGAAAAGGUAGAGUACCGCUUGUCUGCACUGUAAACUUUAGAAGUUGCCAUGUAUAACCGAUGUUUUAUCUGUAAGCCCUGUGUGACCAAUGUGGUGUGUGCUGCUUCUUUGUGGACAUGCUGUUCUGCUGAAGACCCUGGUGUGUCAUCAGCAAGUCUGCUUCAGUCAGGAUUGGACAUCUCCACAGUAAAAUUGUUUAGCUCGAAGCACUUUUGUGGUACGUGAUUGCUUGCUGUGAAUGUGGGGAGAAACCCAUGAGCAAAUUUGUUUCCAGACAGUGCCCCAGAUUUAGGGAAAGUCUGUUUAUGUCUUAGGUUUAGGAGCAUGCAUAUGGACAAUUAGAGCUUGUCUGCUGCUGAACGAUAGUUUUGUGAUGGUUUAGAAAAGAGUAACUGCUUAGAUCUUCUCUGCUGAUAAGAGGCAAGAGCUAAACUCUUAACACAGUGCUGACUAUCUGGUCCUUCAAGGGUUGCACAUGAGCAAAGACACGCAAAGAUCAUGUAACAGUGGGUAGAUGCCUAAACUGUGCUCUGGCCAUUCAUCUGGAUGAUCACUCUAUGCAUGAUGUCAGUGGAAUCUGCGAUCAGAACUGAAGAAGUAUUCUUGAUGUGGUCUAUGUGCAGUUAAAAUACCUAGUUCAUUGCCUGUACACUGUAUGAAAUGAAUUUUACUUCUGUAAUGUUUUUCCACAAGUUAGUUGGUCUGUAGUUUUGGAAAGCAUUCAGAUUUUAGAUAGCAAAUUCAAAAUAUCUCAGUGUAAAAGUUCAAGAAGAAGUAAGAUUGAAAGUUACAUAAUUCAGAAGGGUUUUUCACUGCAAAUAUAACUCCUCAGUAGAUAAAUCACUAGGUGGGUAUUCUAUAUACACAGUACCAAAGCAUAUGCGAAAAUAUGCAACAGGAAAUGUAUUCAGGAGUAUAACUGAUGUCUAGAACAUGUUUUUAAACAUAUGUUUUCUUAUAUGUUAUACAUAUGGUGUACUUAGCAAUAAUUUCCUAUUUUGAAAUGCAUAUACAAUGUAUGUAACCAUUUGUAUUGUAUACAAAGUAUGAUAGUGACUUUUGAAAUAAAUUGUGGUACAAGCUAGAUGCACAUGUCUGUU